This is a messenger RNA of Ambispora leptoticha, 202 nucleotides long. The record is from the annotation of a GenBank genome assembly. Lineage: Eukaryota; Fungi; Glomeromycota; Glomeromycetes; Archaeosporales; Ambisporaceae.
UAUUAAAUGAUUUGACAAAUACUGAAUCUUUUCAACCUACGAAUUUGACAAAUGAUAAUGAUGAUUAUGACCAAACGACACAACUGUUUCAACAUUAUAAAUUAAUUUUAAAUCAAGCAUUAAGAAUCGUAGAAGAACAAGAAAAUAUUGGCAAUAAACGGUGGGCACAAGCAGUUCAAACAAGUUUCGAGGGUGUAAACAA